Molecule: messenger RNA, 1346 nt
Organism: Raphanus sativus (radish)
Lineage: Eukaryota; Viridiplantae; Streptophyta; Magnoliopsida; Brassicales; Brassicaceae
Product: caffeoylshikimate esterase-like
Exons: 7
Coding region: 136-1182 (348 amino acids)
Cellular component (GO): membrane
Molecular function (GO): lipase activity
Source: RefSeq, a predicted model, not a curated record
CAAGAUCAAAUAUAUAACCGCCUCCAGGCUUCUCUCUCUGAAACGCAGUUAGCUAGUUUUCUCUAUUCUCUUACCUGGCGACAGUAAAUCGAAAUAAUAUGUGAAAGCAUAUAGCAUACACACCAACGAACGAGCAUGACGAUGAAGUUAAAGUUUGAUUACCAUGAGGAAUAUAUAAGAAACUUUGAGUUGUUCGCUUGCAGAUGGGUUCCAUCUUCUUCUCCUCCUAAAGCUCUCAUCUUCCUCUGCCAUGGCUAUGGGAUGGAGUGCAGUGUCUUCAUGAGAGAAUGCGGGAUACGUCUGGCUUUAGCAGGAUAUGCGGUAUUUGGAAUGGACUACGAAGGUCAUGGUCGAUCCAAAGGAGCUCGUUGUUACAUCAAGAAGUUUAGUAACAUAGUAAACGACUGCUACGACUAUUACACUUCGAUCUCUGCGCGAGAAGAAUACAAAGAAAAAGGCAGAUUCUUGUAUGGAGAAUCCAUGGGAGGUGCGGUUGCUUUGUUGCUUCACAAGAGAGAUCCUUCUUUCUGGAAUGCUGCCCUUCUCGUUGCUCCUAUGUGUAAGAUAUCAGAGAAGGCAAAACCACAUCCAGUAGUGAUUAAUCUACUAACGAGAGUGGAAGAGAUUAUACCAAAAUGGAAGAUCGUCCCCACCAAAGAUGUUAUCGAUGCUGCCUUCAAAGAUCCGGUCAAGCGCGAAGAGAUAAGGAACAACAAGCUGAUAUAUCAAGACAAACCAAGACUCAAAACAGCACUUGAGAUGCUUAGAACGAGCAUGAACCUCGAAGACAGUCUCCACGAGAUCACAUUACCCUUCCUUGUUCUUCACGGUGAAGCAGACAUAUUGACCGAUCCAGAGAUUAGCAAAGCCCUGUUCGAGAAAGCAAGCUCACGUGACAAAACCAUUAAACUUUAUCCAGGGAUGUGGCAUGGGUUGACUUCUGGUGAGCCUGACGCCAACGUUGACCUCGUUUUUGCUGACAUCAUUACUUGGCUUGAUGAUCGUACCGGCGACUCCGCUUCUCUCACUGUCACUCCGGUUCGUCGAGAUGUCAUCUCAAACGUACAAAAGGUCGUGGAAGGCGCUUGUAACGAUCGAGGGAAACCUAAACGGCAGUAUGCUAGUCUGCUUUGUGGGUUAAACGGUGGUGGACGCCGUUUGGUCCAUCGAUCUUCUAUGUAAUAAACAAACAGAGGAUAAUCUGUUUCUUGUGUUCAUUUUGUAUUAGUCCUUGCUCUAGGACCUACUUGAUAAUAUCAGGGUCUUAAAAUAAAAUGAUUUAGUAUCUAAGCUUAAUUAUAUAAGUAUUAAUUUUAAUAAAAUUUAGUUACUUGAUUAAAAUAUAA